AUGGAGAAGCCUGGACCCUNCNCCCUCCUCCUCCUAUUGGUGGCCAGAGACCUGACCCAGUAUUGUACAGGCUCACACUGGCUGCUGACUUUCAACAUUGUAAUUUUGGUGCCUGGCAUGUUGGAUCCCCAGUUUAUACAGCUUGGAUAUGUAGAUUCCACACAGUUUCAGGUAUUCGACAGCAAAGAACCAAAUGCAAGGAUGCAACCUCGGGCUGCUUGGAUGAAGCAGGAGCCACCUGAAUAUUGGGAGAAAGAGACACCAAAAGCCCUUGGCUUGUCACUGUCAGGAAGACUAAUUCUUGUGUACAUGGUGAAUUACAAUAAUCACAAGGAGAAUGACUAUCACACCCUGCAGGAAGUAUAUGGCUGCAAUGUGGAAAAUGAUGGGAUUUUCCUCGGUGGUCGCUACCGGCUCACCUACUAUGGCUAUGAUUCCUUAAUCCUGAAUGAAGACCUGAACUCUUUGACUGCAAAGGGCAUAGUAGGUGAAAAAUUUAAGACACGCCAGGAGCAAGGAGGCAUGACAGAAAGUUGGAGGACUUACCUGCUAGGGGAGAAUAUGGAAAGCCUUCUUAGAUGCCUGGACCUUGGAAAGGAGACCUUGAUGCACUCUGGUGGCCCCCAAACACAUGUGACCCACCAUGUAAGAUCAGAAGGGAAUGUCACCCUGAGGUGCUGGGCCCUGGGCUUCUACCCAGCUGACAUUACCAUGACCUGGAAGAGAGAUGGGAAAAACCACACCCAGGACAUAGAGCUGCCAGACACCAGGCCUGCAUGUCAUGGAAACUUCCAGAAGUGGGAAGCUAUGGUGGUUCCUUCUGGAGAAGAGCUGAGAUACACAUACCAUGUGCAUCAUGAAGGGUUACCUGAGCCUCUCACUCAGAAGUGGGAGCCUCCACAAACCAUCCCCAUCAUAGCAGUUCUCAUCAGCCUGGUUCUUGGAGCUUUGGUGNUAGGAACUGUGGUGAUUUUUCUNAUAUGGAAGAAAUAA
Mus pahari (shrew mouse) is the source of this 993-nucleotide messenger RNA. Its product is annotated as patr class I histocompatibility antigen, A-2 alpha chain-like. Bases 1 to 993 code for a protein of 330 amino acids. The record is from RefSeq and is a predicted model, not a curated record. The transcript has 5 exons. NCBI's taxonomy places the organism in Eukaryota, Metazoa, Chordata, Mammalia, Rodentia, Muridae. Gene Ontology annotation, molecular function: peptide antigen binding; signaling receptor binding. Gene Ontology annotation, biological process: positive regulation of T cell mediated cytotoxicity; antigen processing and presentation of endogenous peptide antigen via MHC class Ib; immune response. Gene Ontology annotation, cellular component: external side of plasma membrane.